This is a messenger RNA of Aspergillus affinis, 381 nucleotides long. RefSeq lists its product as uncharacterized. Lineage: Eukaryota; Fungi; Ascomycota; Eurotiomycetes; Eurotiales; Aspergillaceae. The record is from RefSeq and is a predicted model, not a curated record. Bases 1 to 381 code for a protein of 126 amino acids. The transcript has a single exon.
AUGGCCUCCUUCCUACGCCUUCCAUCGCGCCUACGCGCGCCAAUGUCCUCCUUCCCUCUCCGUCGCAAUGCAAUCAAUUCCUUCAACCAACGAGCCUCCGUCCACGAUACGUCGCAGAAAUUCUCUCAAGCCAACGAACACGAUCUGCAAGAGGGAUGCGACCUUGGAAGCACUCCCAACCACCCGAUUCCCUCGAACAAAGCCCACCCGACUCUCCGCGACGGCAGACAGUCCAAUCUAGCGGAUAUGGAGGGCAAGAGGCACGAGGAUCUCCCGGAAGACGUGAGGAAACAUAACGAGGAAAUGGAGCAUCGAUAUGAUCGGACGUAUAGCCAUAUUGCGGACGAGGGGAAGGUGGAGAAGGCGUUUGAGAAGAAAUAA